Colletotrichum spaethianum is the source of this 1290-nucleotide messenger RNA. RefSeq names its product cytochrome b561 and DOMON domain-containing protein. NCBI's taxonomy places the organism in Eukaryota, Fungi, Ascomycota, Sordariomycetes, Glomerellales, Glomerellaceae. The record is from RefSeq and is a predicted model, not a curated record. The transcript is spliced from 3 exons. The coding region runs from base 1 to 1290 and encodes 429 amino acids.
AUGAAGGCUUCUGCAGCUUCUUCCCUGGCGGCCGCCCUCUUUACGACAGACGCGGCGUCAGUCUCCGCCGACCCCAUUCAAGCAUGCCCCAAUGACAUUUGCUUCAAGGUCGCUGUCCCCAGCCAGGCUUCUAGCUCUGGAAGCGGCAACAUGUACUUCCAGAUGUCUGCCCCGACCAGCUACCAGUGGGUCGCUCUCGGCACCGGCUCGACAAUGUCCAACUCGAACAUGUUCCUCAUGUACACCGACGGCAAGGGUAACGUCACCAUCGGUCCCCGUACGGCGCGGGGCCACAACAUGCCCACGCUCUCCACAAGCACCAACCUCGAGCUCCUUGCUGGCUCCGGCAUCGAGAACGGCAAGAUGGUCGCCAACGUCCUUUGCACCAACUGCGCGUCUUGGAGCUCCGGCACCAUGGCCCUCAACUCGGCCACCAGCUCCUGGAUUGCGGCUUGGAAGGCGGGCAGCGCCAUCAACUCGGCCAGCAACAGCGAGAGCAUCCAGCAGCACGAUGACCACAGCAGCUUCAACCUCGACCUGACCCAGGCGACUGUCCAGACUGACAGCAACCCGUUCGUGGCCACGUCCGGUGGUGGCAGUGGCAAUGGAAGUGGUAGCGGCAGUGGCAGUGGCAGUGGCAGCGGCAGCGGCAACGGCAGCGGAAGCGGAAGCGGGAACGGCGGCUCCACCAGCGGUGGUGUUGUAUUUAACGGAGGCGGCGGCGGCUUGUCCAACGUCCUUCUCGCUCACGGCAUCAUAAUGUCGAUCGUGUUCAUUUUCUUGUACCCUGUUGGUGCCAUCCUCAUGCCCUUGCUGGGCAAGUGGAUGGCACACGCUGCCUGGCAGUCGGUCGCUUUCCUACUCAUGUGGGCUGGUUUCGGCACUGGCUACGUCUAUGCCCGCGACAACGGCUAUCUCUUUGCGCAAACCCACACUCUUCUGGGCACCGUAGUUGUCGCCAUGCUGGCCAUCCAGCCGUUCCUCGGAAUGGCGCACCACAAGUACUACAAGAAGUAUCAGACCCGAGGCAUCGUCAGUCACACACACAUCUGGUACGGCAGGGCUCUGAUGGUUCUCGGAAUCAUCAACGGCGGACUGGGCCUCGAGCUUGCUAGCUCGUCCCGGGCCUAUGUCAUUGCGUACUCCGUUAUUGCCGCUAUUAUCGGCGUUGCGUGGAUUGGGUCCGCUGCUUGGGGCGAGAUGCGCAGGUCCAAGCGCACCGUCAAGCGCGAGCAGAGCCACGAGUCCCCGGACUCCCAGCAGCGCAUCCCUUACCGCCAAAAGAAAUAA